Phytophthora infestans T30-4 is the source of this 525-nucleotide messenger RNA. RefSeq lists its product as uncharacterized. The transcript has 3 exons. Bases 1 to 525 code for a protein of 174 amino acids. Lineage: Eukaryota; Oomycota; Peronosporomycetes; Peronosporales; Peronosporaceae. The record is from RefSeq and is a predicted model, not a curated record.
AUGGAGCAGCAAGCGGACAGUUCGGCGCGUUGGCGUCACAUGCACGACGAUGUGAGUCGCGCUCUGAGCGCAGCACCUCGAAAACGGCAACAUGAACCGGCAUCGUACACGAGCGGGGAACUACACGCAGCGAACACACUGGUGCAGACAGAAACCGGAGACUUAGGUGGUAACAACACCGAGGGGGUGGCCAAGAAGCUGCGGUCACUCAACGCUGAGUACCAUGCCAGUAACAUGCGCCACGGAGACGCCUUGAACAUGCGUCAAACGGACGUCUUCGACCGCCGCAGUGCUGGCUACAAAGAGUAUUGGGGUACGCUGCGCGAUGUGUAUACUUCCUCCGAAGCGGAUUCCACGACCCCAGAUGACUCUGGAUCCAGCGAGGACGCCUUCAAGCCGGCCGUGAUAGUCCACGACGCAUCGCUCAUCAACGCGAUCGAAAGACUAACGAAUAUCACGUCGAACCACCUUGCAACAGGGCAAUGCCUUCGAACGUAUGAUCGCGCUCCAGGAGAAACAUCUUAA